CUGAAGCCAAUCGCAGUGCUGGAACCCUAUAAUAGACACCUCUCCUCUAACCAAUCAGAGGCUGUGGGACGGUUCUUCACCACAGAUUAAAAGCCGAUCCCAGAGCGGGCUCCAUCAUUCCAGUCCCUGUAUUCCAUUCUGUUGAAGGAGAAUGGCCCGGACCAAGCAGACAGCGCGCAAAUCAACCGGAGGGAAAGCUCCCCGCAAACAGCUGGCUACCAAAGCGGCGCGGAAGAGCGCUCCAGCCACGGGCGGAGUGAAGAAGCCCCAUCGCUACAGGCCCGGCACCGUGGCUCUGAGGGAGAUCCGGCGCUACCAGAAAUCCACCGAGCUGCUCAUCCGCAAACUGCCCUUCCAGCGCCUGGUGCGGGAGAUCGCUCAAGACUUCAAGACAGACCUGCGCUUCCAGAGCUCGGCCGUCAUGGCACUGCAGGAGGCCAGCGAGGCUUACCUGGUGGGGCUUUUUGAGGACACCAACCUGUGCGCCAUCCACGCCAAGAGAGUCACUAUCAUGCCCAAAGACAUCCAGCUGGCCCGCCGCAUCCGCGGGGAGCGCGCCUGAACCCGGCCUCGGCACCAAGAACAAAAGGCUCUUUUAAGAGCCACCAACCCAGCAGAGGAAAGAGCUGUGCCUUCCUGUUCACUGUUCUAUUACGUUAGCGUCUCGGCACACUCUCUGACCUCCCCUUGUGUGCACGAUUCAGUCCAGCACACAUUCAGCCUGUCUCAUCAAACGAUUCCGCACAAAACAUGACAAGUUCCAACACAGACGCGUCCCUCCGCGUCGACUCCCGAUAAUCGGCUAUAUCUCUGCCGUCGGGUAAAAACGCGGGUAGCGAGCUUCACCUCUCCCUCCUCGUCAGUGUGUCCCCGAUCAAACACUUCACCCACUCACCUGCCGUGUAAAGUCAGAUGUUGUAGAGAAGGUCGCUGUGUGUAAGGAGUUUGUACGUUCUCCCGUGUCUGCGUGGGUUUCCUCCCACAUUCUAAAGACGUACGGGUAGGAUAAUUUGGGGUUUAAAAUGGGCGGCGCGGACUCGUUGGGCCGGAAGGGCC
Molecule: messenger RNA, 1056 nt
Organism: Pristis pectinata (smalltooth sawfish)
Lineage: Eukaryota; Metazoa; Chordata; Chondrichthyes; Rhinopristiformes; Pristidae
Product: histone H3
Exons: 1
Coding region: 152-562 (136 amino acids)
Cellular component (GO): nucleosome
Molecular function (GO): DNA binding; structural constituent of chromatin; protein heterodimerization activity
Source: RefSeq, a predicted model, not a curated record